Messenger RNA from Amphiprion ocellaris (clown anemonefish), 2083 nucleotides. Its product is annotated as thymic stromal cotransporter homolog. Gene Ontology annotation, cellular component: membrane. The coding region runs from base 143 to 1477 and encodes 444 amino acids. Gene Ontology annotation, molecular function: transmembrane transporter activity. The record is from RefSeq and is a predicted model, not a curated record. Gene Ontology annotation, biological process: transmembrane transport. The transcript has 7 exons. Lineage: Eukaryota; Metazoa; Chordata; Actinopteri; Pomacentridae.
UUGAUUUUUCGUGUGUUUUUUUUUUUUUACUCUGGUUGCUUAUUUAUACCACCAGAUCCACCUGCAGCUCAUUUAUUCCUUCACUUUCAGUCUUAUUUAGAAGGUUUUUAAAGUUUUACUGCAGGGAUUUUAAGUUGAAGUCAUGACGAUGCCGGUUCUGCUCCACGCAGCCUUCGGGCUCCUCCGGCAGCUGGAGCCACUCAUUGUUCUCGAGCAGCUGGGCAGCAGCCUGUUCGACACCGCGCUGCUGAUGGUGGUCAAAGACCGGUGCUCCAACGUUACCGAGCCCGGUAAGUCCCGGGAGGAGAGCCAGCAGAAAGCCUUCACCGACUUCUACAUGACCUACAACCUCAUCAUCAGACUCGUCCCGAUCCUCCCGGCGCUGCUGCUGGCCAGACUCAGCGACCGCGGCUGGAGGAAAGCCCCGGUGGUGGUGUCCCUCUGCGGGUACCUGCUGUCCAGAGUCGCCCUCCUCCUGGUGGUCCUGUUCCGGCUGCCGCUGGAGGUGAUGUUCGGGGCGGCGGUGCUGUUCGGGCUCUCCGGGGGGUUCGGAGCCUUCUGGCCCGGCGUGAUGACCCUGGUGUCCCUGCGCUCCACAGCGAAAGACCGCUCCAAGGUGAUGAUGAGGGUGGAGCUGCUGUACGGGGCAGCAGGUCUGGUGGGCAGCCUGGUUUCUGGUCACCUCUUCCUGCUCUACAGCUCCAGUCUGGGGAACGGAACCAUCCUGCUGUCUGUGGGAACCGUAGUCAACCUGCUCAGCCUCCUGCACUCCAUCUUCCUGCUGCAGGUGAAACAAGUACGCAGUGAAGAGCCAGAAGGGAACUCCCACCUCCUCACUUCCUCCUCUGACAGCUCCUCUGUGGUCGAGCCUCCUCCUAAGAUCAACAAGGUGAACGUGGUUCUGCUGUUCGUCGCUGCCUUCCUGUACGACUUUGCAGUUGGUGGAGCCGUAGAAAUCCUCGGUGCCUUCGUAUUGAAAGCGCCGCUCAGCUGGACCGCCACUCAGGUGGGUUAUGGGAACGCAGCAGGCUGUGGGAUUUUCCUCACCAGUUUCCUCGGCGUCAUCGUGUUUCGUCGCUGCGUCAGUGACGUCACGCUGAUCCUCAUCGGUAUGGUGUCGUUCGCCUCGGGGAUUUACUUCAUGUCCUUCGUCACGACGACCGUCAUGUUCUACCUCGCUCGUUCACUCAACCUGUUUGCUCUCAUCCCGAUGCCAACGAUCAGAUCUCUGCUUUCACAGCAGGUCCCGGCUUCUUUAUGUGGCACUGCUCUCACCUGCCUGCAGUUGACUCUGAAGUUUGCCGGUCUGGCCUACAUCCCUGCUUUUACUAAGAUCUACCAGAGAACCCUGGAAUGGUUCCCAGGCUUCGUCUUCAUACUCGCUAGCAUCUUCACAGUCCUGGGAAUGAUUCCAGUCAGUAUCAUCGGCUGCAGAUUAGCUCGGAGGCGACAGUACGAGAGGAUAGAGGAAGACUGAAGCAGCGACGUCAUCACCAGCAGCGAGUUAAAGUUGGCAGACGGGAACUGAGACUGGAAAUGGGCAAAAGUGAGCAGAGACUUUAAUGCCACUUCUGCAUUGUUGAAGCUACAGCAGCUGAAAGGGAUUUCCUACAAGCCUUUUCAGUGUUUAAUAAUAGCUUCAAAAACCCUCCUGUGUGGACAGAUGAUGUGUUCUACAUGGGAACUGUGUGGAAACACCUCAGACUCGUCUGGCAAGAAGUUCACAAUAGUUGAACUUAAGUUUGUGCUGAAGUCAUCACCAGCAGUGAUUUCAACAUAAUGUGGAUUUUUCAGUGAAUGCGUCAAAAACAUUCUGGGGGAGAGUGAACCAAAAUAUUUAUGUUUUUUUAAAUUGUAACUGAUUUGAUACAUCAUUUUAUCUGGUUCAUGACAGCAAACUCAGUACUUAGAUUGUUUUUUCAUAUUUAAUACACAAACUCUGGUGCUUAGUUAUGAAGUUUGAAUUUUUGAACAUGAAGACUACUAGAGGAAUAUAAAGUUGGAGCAGCUUGUUUAUUAGAAGAUCUGCUGAUAUGUGGAACCUAAACCUUAAAAAAAUACAUGAUGCAGUGUUUUAUUUUGA